Molecule: messenger RNA, 2165 nt
Organism: Megalops cyprinoides (Indo-Pacific tarpon)
Lineage: Eukaryota; Metazoa; Chordata; Actinopteri; Elopiformes; Megalopidae
Gene: nelfa
Product: negative elongation factor complex member A
Exons: 11
Coding region: 1-1620 (539 amino acids)
Biological process (GO): negative regulation of transcription elongation by RNA polymerase II
Cellular component (GO): NELF complex
Source: RefSeq, a predicted model, not a curated record
AUGGCGUCGAUGAGGGACAGUGACACCGGCCUGUGGCUCCACAACAAACUAGGAUCGACCGACGAACUGUGGGCGCCUUCUAGCAUCGCCUCGCUGCUGACCGUUUCUGUCAUCGACAACAUACGCCUGUGUUUUUCGAGUUUGUCGCCGCCCGUGAAGCUGAAACUCCUGCUCGGGAUGCUGCAUCUUCCGAGGCGGACGGUGGAUGAGAUGAAGGAGGCCCUCUCGGAGAUCAUCCAGCUGGCCACGUUGGACUCUGAGCCCUGGGUCCUCAUGGUAGCCGACAUCCUCAAAUCCUUCCCCGAGACAGGCUCCCUCAACCUGGACCUGGAGGAGCAGAAUCCCAACGUGCAGGACAUCCUGGGGGAACUGCGUGAGAAAGUGAGCGAGUGCGAGGCGUCGGCCAUGCUGCCACUCGAGUGCCAGUACCUGAACAAGAACGCCCUGACCACGCUGGUGGGGCCGCUCACGCCCCCCGUCAAGCACUUCCAGCUGAAGAGGAAGCCCAAGAGCGCCACCCUGAGGGCAGAGCUGCUGCAGAAAUCCACAGAGACGGCACAGCAGCUGAAGAAGACAGCGGGGGUGCCUUUCCACGCCAAAGGGAGGGGUCUGGUCAAGAAAAUCGACACAACAACGCCCCUCAAGGGGAUCCCGAAAGCCCCGUUCCGAAGCCCCACCACCCCCAGCAUGUUCAGCCCCCCCAGCAACAGAACACCCAUCGCCCCAGCGCGGACGCCCAUGCGCAAGGAAAGGGGGGUCAAGCUGUUGGAUAUCUCUGAGCUGGACAUGGUGGGGGGUGGAAGGGAAGCCAAGAGGAGGAGAAAGACUCUGGACACAGAGGCGGGGGAGAAAGCUGCCAAAGAGGAAGCGGUGGUGGAGAACGCCACGCCCGACUAUGCUGCCGGCUUGGUGUCCACACAGAAACUGGGGUCACUGAACAGCGAGAGCGCGCUGCCGUCUACGAGUUACCUGCCCGCCACUCCCAGCAUGGUGCCCUCAUCCUCCUACAUUCCCAGCUCAGAGACGCAGCCUGCAAAUGCUGGGGGUUUGGGGCGGGAGGCGCUACAGGCCAGCCGGCAGCCUGAGGAGUCUGCAGCCCCCAGCACCACGCUGCCCGGACAGUUCAAACAGAGGACGCCCAUGUACAACAGCAGCAACACCAGCCCCACCGCCCCCACCUCGCCAACCACGCCCACCAGCACCCCGGCCAACAACGCCCCGCCCACCGCCGCCACGGCGACGCAGCAGGAGACGUCCACGCAGCCCCCUCCCUCCCAGCCCACACCUACACCCGUGCCACAGCAACCAGCGCCCAAAAAGAACCUCUCCCUCACGAGAGAACAGAUGUACGCUGCACAGGAAAUGUUUAAGACGGCAAACAAGGUCACCCGACCGGAGAAGGCUCUUAUCCUUGGCUUCAUGGCCGGAUCGCGAGAGAACCCGUGCCCGGAGCAGGGUGACAUCAUCCAGAUCAAGCUGAGCGAGCACACGGAGGUCCUGCCCAAAGCUGACGGGACGGGCAGCACCACCAUGCUUGUGGACACCGUGUUUGAGAUGAACUAUUCCACAGGCCAAUGGACUCGCCUCAAGAAGUACAAGCCAAUCACCAACGUCUCAUGAGAGGGCUGGGGAGAGAGAGAGGGGGCUGGGUCGGGUCAGGUUUGGGGUGGGCAUGGGGGGACACGCGCGGGGGGGGCUGCCAGAACCCUCUUUAAAAAACAAAAAAACAAGAAAAAAAAAACAUAUGGGCCAAAUCCAGCUUGUGAAGUUGGGGUGAGGGUUGAGUUAGCAGUAGAGAUGGGGGGGUGAUGGAGGAGGGGGGCAAGGCCUUCAUGGGAUGUUUAAAUCUCAAGAGGGCCAAAGCCACUCCCCCCUCUCUCUGUUCAUGAAUCGCCAACUGGCAGGGACCUCUUAGAACUCCUUUUUUUCAGUUGUUUUUGUUUUUAAAGCCCAUUGAGAUCCCUUCAGAUUCCUGAAUGUUUAGGAGGGGUUAGAGGAAAAUGUUGAUUGGCAUCUUUGAUUGGCACCUGUCAGAGUUAUGCUUUGCAGAGGUUGGCUACAGUUUGUCAAAAACAUCUGUGUGCUUCAUUGUGAGAAAACGAGAACACGUUCAGAACACAAUACAGCUUCUCCCGAUUCAAAUAAACACACACACACACAUACGC